UAUGGGUCCGAAGCAGGGUAUAAAGAAGCGACCAUCUGCAAAGACUCGUGUACAUAAAAUCAACAAAGAUAUCCUUGCGUCUCAAUUCUCACAAUCUCAAACCUUAUCACAAUCCGAGACAAACCUUAAAAGUGGGCAGCAAACACCAAAACGUCGAAGGAAGGCAACAAACUCUUUGGUAAAACCACAUCAGUCUAUAUUUUCACCGAAGAAACAAACAGGUGAAGCUGAAGAUGACGAUUUACAUUCUAAACGUGACGAUGAUGAUGAGAAUAAAGAUGACGGAAAGAAGGAGGAGGAAGCUAGUGAACUAAAUACCUCCUCCUCUGCAGAAGACGUCGAAAAGAAAACCGAAACCAACUCCGAAAGCCCUCGACCGGACCAGAAAAAUGGAUGGAAGCCAUUAACAACCUACACGAUCCCACUUAAUACAAAAAAAUGGCAGCCAUUACCUCAUCAAGUUCAUUCGGAGUUAUCCACAUUACUUCAACUACUAGUGCCACCUUCACUAUCUGAAAUAGAUAGUGUCUAUCAAGAAAUGUUGGAAAAGAAUGUGAUACGACCUAUUUCAGAUAAAUUUUCAACAAUAUAUCUACCACCUAUACAUAAAUACGCUUCUAAAAAAAUGCAAAGGGAACCAGGAUCUGGUGACUUUAAUUUGAACAUGUUACAUCAGGAUCAGAAACGCCUGAUAUCAGGGUAUGACAUAAAUUCCAAGCAAUUGGAUACACUUGUUUUACAGUUGCUGAAGGAAAAAGAAAUGGUUACCGUGGAACGCAAGUACCUCCGCCAACUGAAAGAUAAGGUAAAUCGAUGGAAACAAAAGAAGGAGAAAAGGUUAC
This is a messenger RNA of Pichia membranifaciens NRRL Y-2026, 842 nucleotides long. RefSeq lists its product as hypothetical. Lineage: Eukaryota; Fungi; Ascomycota; Pichiomycetes; Pichiales; Pichiaceae. The transcript has a single exon. The annotation marks the transcript as partial. The record is from RefSeq and is a predicted model, not a curated record.